AUGCCAGUUCUUCAUUUUGGAUCCAGUGGAACCUUCAAAGCACUACCUGCAGGAGAAUUGGCAAGAGCUGAGAUAGCCCAGAGAUGGGACCACACAGAAAUCAGUGUUCAGGAUUUCUCCUACAGGUGGACCAUCAGCAACUUCCCUGUUAUCGCUGAGGAAAUGCUGCAAAGCAUUAGAAGCCCAACUUUCUCAAUAGGAGCCCAUGACAAAUGGUGUUUGAGAGUAAACCCGAACGGAGUGGAUGAAGAAAAUGCAGAUCACCUGUCAGUUUACCUAGUGUUGCUCAGCUGUCUAAAGAGUCAUAUUUGGGCUAAGUUCCAGUUCUGGAUCAUAAGUGCGGAAGGAGAGAAAAUAAAAGUCAAGAAGAGCCCAAGAGCCUUUAUGUUUGUGCCGGGCCAGGACUGGGGUUACAAAGAAUUCAUUCUUCGAGAUUUUCUCUUGUCCCACCCAGUUUGGCUUCUCCCAGAGGACCAGCUCACCCUGGUCUGCAAGGUGAGUGUGGUCCAGGGCUCUUUGAGCCUCUCUGACCAGAACAAGAAGCCAGGAAUUCUGGUUCCCAGAUGCACAUUGGCAGAUGACCUAGGAGAGCUGUGGGAAACUUCCCGAUUCACGGACUGCUACCUGGUGGUAGCUGGCCAGGAAUUCUAGGCUCACAAGGCCAUCUUAGCAGCUCACUCUCCAGUUUUCAGAGCCAUGUUUCAACAUGACAUGGAGGAGAACAGAAAGAAUCCUGUUGAGAUACUUGACCUGGAGCCACAAGUCUUCAAGUUAAUGUUGGAUUUCAUUUACACGGGAACAGCACCAGACCUGGACAACAUGGCAGCUGCUGUACUGGCAGCUGUUGACAAGUAUGGCCUGGAAACUUUGAAGGUCAUGUGUGAGGAUGCCCUCUGCAGGGACCUCUCUGUGGAGAAUGCUGCCCACACACUCUUCCUGGCUGACCUCCACAGCUCAGGGCAGCUGAAAACUCAGACACUGGAUUUCAUUACAGCUCAUGCUUCUGAGGUCUCUGAGACCUCGGGAUGGAAGGCAAUGGUGGGUUCAUAUCCCCAUUUAGUGGCUGAAGCAUACUGUUACCUGGCUUCUGCUCACCUCCCUCUUAUGAGCCACCUUUUGAAAUUCUUGAAGCAAUCCUAG
This is a messenger RNA of Onychomys torridus (southern grasshopper mouse), 1140 nucleotides long. RefSeq names its product speckle-type POZ protein-like. The transcript has 2 exons. NCBI's taxonomy places the organism in Eukaryota, Metazoa, Chordata, Mammalia, Rodentia, Cricetidae. Gene Ontology annotation, biological process: proteasome-mediated ubiquitin-dependent protein catabolic process; regulation of proteolysis. Gene Ontology annotation, cellular component: nucleus; cytoplasm. The record is from RefSeq and is a predicted model, not a curated record. Gene Ontology annotation, molecular function: ubiquitin protein ligase binding.